AUGGCAUCAUGCAAUUUCGCUGCCAUCUUUGAAUAUGGAUCAAUGGAUGCAAAGUUGCCUUCUAAAUUUGAAGAGAACUUUCCGCAGCAACAGCAGCAAGGAGAAGAACAGGAAUGUGUAUCUUCAAAUAUGAUCUACUAUGGCUCUUGUCUUGCUUUUGGAGCUUUCUCUGUCAUCCUGGAUCAGAUUGGCAAUGAGCAUGUCUAUCCAGCCGUGCAUGUCUAUCUGGCAUUUUUCUGGUGCAUGGAGCUAAAUAACAACAUGGGACAUAUCAAUUUAGUCAUUCCGUGGAGCAAGAUUGCCACUUUUCUCAACAGAAUGAUCCGCAAUGACACUGAUUUAAGUGUUAUCAAUUGCGACGAAUUUCCUGUUGUUGGGAAUAGGAAGAAUAUGCCAGAGGAUUUUCUCAUUCGUGGCCAGGUCUGGAGUCAGCGUUAUUUCCCUGUCAAUUUCUUCAAAGAUGCCAUACCAGAGGAUGAUGGACGCUUGAUUGAAGUGCCUUCAUUGAGAACUUCCAGGAUAUAUCGGUGCUUGUGGCUAGGGGGGAAACUUGCCAAGUACUUUCUAUAUAGCUCGCGAAGUUUUUCAACAACUCCUUUUGCCCAGGAGCUUGAGAAAGCUGCUCCUCUUGAUCCCUUUGCCACCAACUUGGAUGAAGAAAUCAAGCGUAUGAAUAAAGAUAACUGGUAUUCCACAUGA
This is a messenger RNA of Aspergillus ruber CBS 135680, 699 nucleotides long. RefSeq lists its product as uncharacterized. The coding region runs from base 1 to 699 and encodes 232 amino acids. The transcript is spliced from 3 exons. Gene Ontology annotation, biological process: nuclear-transcribed mRNA catabolic process, nonsense-mediated decay. Gene Ontology annotation, cellular component: telomerase holoenzyme complex. Gene Ontology annotation, molecular function: telomerase RNA binding; telomeric repeat DNA binding; protein binding. NCBI's taxonomy places the organism in Eukaryota, Fungi, Ascomycota, Eurotiomycetes, Eurotiales, Aspergillaceae. The record is from RefSeq and is a predicted model, not a curated record.